UGACCACCACAAUCGUAGUGGAUCGUAGUACAAAAUCAUUCAUAUGAUUAAUUAUAUUAUCUCGUAGCCCUUAACGCUACUACGAUUUAGCUAAGGACAAUCUGUGACCAUUGAGUCACAGAAAUUAUAAAUAUCGCAGCACCCGGCACACGCCGUCAUUCACCUUCCGACAAGCACUGCGCGCACCGCAUAUACCUUGUGUUAUUAACAUACUCGUAAAUCAUAAUCUCUAAAACAAUGAAAUACUUUAUUGUUUUAUUAUCUCUGUGCAUGUUAUCAGCAGCAUCAAACCUACGCGAGAGGCGGGAUAACUAUCCCAAUGGCACCGCAAUUAUUUGUGCUCCGCAAACGCCUUGCGGUUGGAAGGUAUACAACCCAGUGACUAGGAUGAUACAGAUCACAGUCAUUAACACAUAUUGUAUAUGCCGUGAAGGCUUAUCUUGCAACAUAGCGGAUGACAUCGAAGCGUCUAGUACGUACGAGAUGAAAUGCCGGGACCCAGUACCCGAAGCCGAAGGGGCGAAUGACGAGACUGAUGAUGAAUAGGUCGUUGUAAAACACCUGGGAGCCAAGACAAAAAUCAUCGCAAUCGUGACUCGUUUUCGUCGGUCAAUUUUUAUGGACAAGUAAUUUGUCAUUACCAUCAGUUUAUAUCGCGACAGCGAGUGACGCCCGCGAAGAUUUUAGACUUGGCUAUCUUUUUUAAGUAUAAUCUGUACUAUUAGAUAUGACAUUUAGAUAUUUGCCGCCUGUGGUCAUUAGUUUAUAGGUAUGACACGAAUUAAAUGUCAAAUUUGAAAACAGAAGUGAUGUAUUUGCCUUGUUUAUUAAAUAUGGUUAAACGCCAGUAAAAUUUUAUAACUCUUGUUCUUUUCGAUUUUGUUGAUCAAUUUAAUUUAAAAAGUAGUAAUUUUUUUAAAUCUUUAUCACUUCUGUUUUGAAAUAAGGUUUUGUGUAUUUGUAGCAUCGUUUUGAGAUGGCCGUCUUCUUAGAUUCAUGAAUGCAAAUGAUUUUAUUGUUUUCGAUUAGCAUUUUUUGUCAAGAAUGAAAUAUUUUUUGAUAUUUGACAUUUUAUUAAAGUAUAUAUUGAUCAUAGAUAAUGAUUUUCAUACAUUUUAAAAUAGAUCUGUGAACAGUUUUAAUCUGACAUAUCGAAAUAAAUAGUCCGUUAUUUUAGUGUGUUGUCAUCUGAGAAGACCUACCUUUAAGUUAGUAUUUCAUGUAACCUGUACAAGUACUUAUUAGUUCUUAAUUAUUGUCUGUAAGGUCCUUAUUCCAGAAUGAUUUAAUAUGGAGCCCUAUUCAAAAAAAUUACAACAGGUAUGGCGCACUAUCGCCAAUUCAAUUUGUAUGGAAUUGUCACGAUCACGUGGUUCACGCUUGGUGUGUGUCUAUUUCGUACAAAUUUAACUGGCAAUGGCGGGCCAUGCUUGUGUAAAAUAAUAUUGUCUAGGGCACCUAUUUGAAAAACCGUCUUAAUCUUUGGUAUCUGACUUUGAUACCUCUUGACUUAGGGAUAAAAGAUGGUUUUUUAAUGUGACAAGUGUAGUACUUAUUACUGAUCGUGUAUGAAUCUACUUUAUUUUUAAGAAAUUUUUAUGUUCCUUUUUAUGUUGAAAUACAAUGGUAAAUCAAAUAAUUAAAUAAUAAUUACUUACUGCACAAGUAAGGACAGUUCAAAUAUAAUAAUAAAUACAUUUAUAACUAA
Molecule: messenger RNA, 1708 nt
Organism: Pieris napi
Lineage: Eukaryota; Metazoa; Arthropoda; Insecta; Lepidoptera; Pieridae
Exons: 3
Coding region: 238-546 (102 amino acids)
Source: RefSeq, a predicted model, not a curated record